CACUUUCUUUGGCAGCUGUGAUAUGUGCACGCUUCUCUUCAAGAAGGAGGACACACCCAUGAUUUCCAGCACCGUCAUUAAAUAUUCUUUCUUUUGUUAGAUCCAGUGACACUGGCACGACAUCUGCUACAGCCACUGGAUGUCCCACGGACGAGAGACACCUUUUGUAGAAACCCUAAUCUUUUUUAUAUGCUUCUGAGUAAUGGCAGCGAUUCAGCUGACUUGGAUCGUGAGUAUUUGCUUGUCCUCUCUAUUCUCCGACGUGAAUGCACCGAUGAACUUUCGAUAGACGGAAAGUCUUUGAAGGAAUGAUGAAAAAAUCUGUUUCUUUGUGUACUGUUUUGGUGAUACUUUGUUGUGCCUUGCACGCAACAGAAGCAGUUGACUGCUACACUUGCAAUGUAGAUUUUCGAAGUCAGACUUUCGAGCAAAACAAUUCCUGCUUGUUUCCAGUAAAAGAUAAUGAAAGGACCACUUGCAGUUCUGUUUCGAAAUAUUGCCAGGGAGUGAUUACCAGAAUCAAUGGAGUUUUCGUGCAACUCCAGAGGACGUGCGAGACCGACUGCCAAGAAACGUGCACUGAGAAAGGAUAUGGCAUCCAGACGAGGGAGUGUAGAUACUGCUGCAGUAAGGCGCCGGAUUGUGGCAAAGAAGGGUACAAGUCUGCAGCUUCCUGUCUGAAGCAUGCCGCAUGGUUGAUUUUACUCUUAUUAUUGUACGCGCUCAACACUUAAUUCACUUUAGAUAUUUGCGUUACAAGUAUGAUUUGUUCAAUUUUGAAAAAGAAUUUCAAUAAUAAAUGCGAAAGUGUU
Messenger RNA from Argiope bruennichi, 812 nucleotides. RefSeq lists its product as uncharacterized. The transcript is spliced from 3 exons. NCBI's taxonomy places the organism in Eukaryota, Metazoa, Arthropoda, Arachnida, Araneae, Araneidae. The record is from RefSeq and is a predicted model, not a curated record. Bases 309 to 734 code for a protein of 141 amino acids.